This is a messenger RNA of Prunus mume (Japanese apricot), 1479 nucleotides long. The record is from RefSeq and is a predicted model, not a curated record. Lineage: Eukaryota; Viridiplantae; Streptophyta; Magnoliopsida; Rosales; Rosaceae.
AUGGCUACUUCCAACUCCUCCAACGCUGACAUCUGCCGUCUUAUUCCUUCCUCAUCCUACGGUGACCCCUGCCUUGAUCUCUUUUUCAACUCCCUCAGACCAGACGACCGCGGAUAUACCAAAGUCUGCCUCAAAUAUCUGAAGCAACUGCUUCCCUUGGCCUGGUCCCACAAUCCCCUUACCACCCUCAAGCUCAUCUUCAGCGCUCAGACUUACGGUGUAGAGGGCAUGAAGUUCGACACGGCCGUGCUUUGGCUCCACCACAACCACCCAAAUACUCUGUUACGCAAUCUUCACUCCCUUGUCAACUCUGUCUCCUAUGGUGAGGGCUUGUAUACACUUGUCCAAAUUCUGUCCAACCUUCUAGUUCAGAAACGAGGCGGCCAAGACAACGACGCUGCUGCUCAUCCAGAGAGGUAUGACCUUGAUCCGGAUUAUAGGUUGUUACACGACCGUGUUAUUGAUAUUUUUGUGGAGCUACUGAAGUCUGAUAUUGACAAAAUGAAGCACCACAAGCUGAAACUGAAGUUUUUAAAUGAUGAUGAUGACCUGGACGACUUCGACCAACUUGAAGUUGAUGGUUUCGUAUCCGCUGCUGCAGAGUGUUGCACUGACAAAUGCCGUAUAAAGGGCCACCUCGCCAGCGCCCGCGCCCGCGUCAUUUUGCUCCGUGAAAGCAUUGGGAGGAGGCUUUUCCCCCUAGAAUCAGAUCAAUCAGAUGAGUGGGAACGGCUAAGGAAGGAGGUUUUGGUGCCCUUGACCAAGUACUACCAUCGUCAAGUUCUCACCGAUUGCUACCAUCGUGAAGUCCGAGAGCGCUGUGUGGUUGAGAAGUAUUUGGAGGAGGUGAAGGCGGCGGCAGCAGCAGCAGGAGGAGGCAAUCUAAGAGGUGGAAUAAUAAAGCUGGAUGCUUCGCUUCCAAAUGAGAUCAUAAAAUAUGUAAGAAGGGAGGAUGUCCGGGAAGCCGCUGAGGUUCAGUGGAAGGCAAUGGUAGAGGACAUAAAGCAGGGGGAGGGUUUGGGAAAAUUCAAAAACUGCUUGGUGGUGGGCUAUUAUUCACUAAACCCUAAAUUGGAUGAGCGUUAUCCAGAGCAGGCCUAUGCAGAGGCAGGGUUGGAAAUUCUGGUGUCGGAAGUGAAUGAAGAGCCAUGGAAAGGAAAGAUAAUAACAUACAGUGAUGGAAAAUAUCAGCUAGACUUGAUACAAGGACAUAAUCUUACGUCCAAGUUCGAAUUUAUGAGAACCGUGGAGACCUGCUGGACCUCCUUGGUGGAAUGUAAUAAGGAAUUUUUGGAGGUGUUUGAUUUGAUUCUGGAAGUGGCUGUGAAUGAGAAGUUGAGGGCAGAGCAGAUGAUCAAGAAGGUAAUUGUGUUCACCGAAGAUCUAGAACCUACUGACAGCCCCAUCUGGGAUGUUCAGUACUACGCCCUACAGAGCACGUUUGAGGCUAUUCGGAGCAAGUUUAGGGAUAAAGGGUAA